Beta vulgaris subsp. vulgaris (sugar beet) is the source of this 817-nucleotide messenger RNA. RefSeq lists its product as hypothetical. The record is from RefSeq and is a predicted model, not a curated record. Bases 183 to 524 code for a protein of 113 amino acids. NCBI's taxonomy places the organism in Eukaryota, Viridiplantae, Streptophyta, Magnoliopsida, Caryophyllales, Amaranthaceae. The transcript is spliced from 3 exons.
GCACUAGAAAGCUUCACCACGAAACGACGCCGUCCCAUACAUCAUCAUCACCUUGAAAAUUCGGGGAGAACCCCAAUUAAGCUCAACCUAAUUCAUAAAUUGUCAGUAGCCAGUGUGCAAAAUUGGAGUGAUCUAAAAUUCUUGGAUUUCAGCUGAAAAUACGAAGUAGUAGAACAGAGAAAAUGGCAUCAAUUUGGCGGCACAUCUCCAGAAAUUUCAUUUCUUCAUCAAUAUCUCCACUUCCACCAUUUUUACCUCCCUCUUCUAGAUUCUUAUCCACUUCUUCUCCAUACUUAGUGAAGGUUGGCAUUCCAGAAUUCUUGAAUGGGAUAGGGAAAGGAGUGGAGGCUCAUGUGGAGAAGCUAGAGUCUGAGUUUGGGGACCUCCAAAAGUUGCUCGUUGCUAGGACGUUGAAACUCAAGAAACUUGAAAUUCCUUGUAAACAUAGAAAGCUGAUACUGAAGUAUUCCCACAAAUACAGAGUUGGACUUUGGAGGCCACGAUCUGACAUGGUGAAAGUUUAGUUCUUCUCGAAUUACGUGUUAUCAAAAGUGAUCUUGAAAUCCUAGAUUACGUACCGGGCCUUAUAAAUCAAUAUUGUACCAGGACGUCCGUGGAACUUUUGGGUUGCUAGUAAUCUUGACUUCACUCUGUUCCAUCAAUGGACCGAGGUUUUGCUUUCAUUAGGAAAUUUUGGUGACGCUUGGAUAUUAGUUCGUGAAGUAACAUUGUACCAUCUAUUUUGUUCUUCAAGUCUUAUCAUUCCCUUAUAAUUAUGAAAUCUACUGUCCACUGGAAAGAGUAUAUCUAGAUUUUA